Messenger RNA from Metopolophium dirhodum (rose-grain aphid), 1281 nucleotides. Its product is annotated as general transcription factor II-I repeat domain-containing protein 2B-like. Lineage: Eukaryota; Metazoa; Arthropoda; Insecta; Hemiptera; Aphididae. The record is from RefSeq and is a predicted model, not a curated record. The transcript has a single exon. The coding region runs from base 1 to 1281 and encodes 426 amino acids.
AUGUUUUCCAAAAAACGUAAAGUUGACAAUGAAAACAGAAAGUUCCUGGCUGAGUGGACCGAACAAUAUUUUUUUACACUUCCAGUAAGAGCUGGAGCCGUUCCAGUUUGUCUCAUAUGCAACAGUACAGUUGCUGUCGUUAAAUGUGCUAAUUUAAAGCGUCAUUAUGAUACAAUGCAUAAAGAUUUUGAAAAAAAAUUUCCUCUUGACAGUGCAGCGCGUAAAGAUAAGCUCCAAGCGUAUCUCUUGUCUUAUAAAAAUAGUACGACUAUGUUAGUAAAAAGUAUGAGUGGGCAAGAAAAGUCAAUAGAAGCAGCAUUGCGUGUUUGCUGGACGUUAAAUAAGCACCAAAAGCCAUUUACAGACUCAGAAAUUGUAAAAGAGUGUAUGUUGGAAGUAGCCACUGCACUUUUUGAAGAGAAAAAGGACAUAAUUAAUGCUAUUCAAAAUAUUCCUCUAUCAGCAAGAAGCAAUACAAGAAGAACAGAACUAUUGGCCGAUGACAACAAAAAUAAUUUAAUUCACAUUUUACAGAUGGCUCCUUGCUACGCUAUUGCAAUUGAUGAGUCAUGUGAUAUUGUUGAUUCUGAGCAGAUGUCAAUUUUCGUGCGCUUUUUAGACGCUGAAAGUAAAGUGUUUAGAGAUGAGUUGUUAGCAUUAUUGCCAUUGAAAUGCAAGACUCGUGGAGAAGAUUUGUUUAAAACUUUUGACGACUUCAUGACUAAAUCAAAUAUUAGUUAUGAUAAAAUUGUGUCUAUUUCAACCGAUGGCGCCCCAGCAAUGAUUGGUAAAGAAAAAGGAUUUGUUAAUAGAAUCAAGGAUAAGAAUGCUGAAAUACUUUCAUAUCAAUGUAUAAUUCAUCAAACAUCCCUGUGUGGCAAACUUAGUACAACGCUGAAGGAAGUAAUGGACACAAUGAUCAAGUUGAUUAAUUUUUUGAUGUCCCGAUCUGCUCUUCAGCACAGGCAGUUUAAAGAUUUUUUAUUUGAAUGUGAUUCAGUGUAUUUGGAUUUACUUCAACAUAACAAUAUCCGUUGGUUAAGUAAAGGCAAAGUGAUCGAACGUUUUUUGAGUAUAAAAGAAGAAGUAAUCACGUUUUUGGUAAACUUGGAUUCACAAGAAUCAAAGCAGUAUCAUAAAUUCUUAGCAAACGAGAGCAAUAUGCUAUCUGUGGCAUUUUUAAAAGACAUUCUUACAUAUUUAAAUGUACUUAAUAUUGAGUUACAAGGGCAUAACAAGUUAAUUUGUGAUCUGAUAUCAAGUGUAUCUGCUUUCCGAUGA